ACAGCCAGAGCCGAGAUAAAACGCCGGGUCUGCGCAGAACGUUUAUCCGUAAAGAACAUUCUCAGCAAAAUGAAGGCUUUUGAGCUCUGUAUCUGCGCGUUAGCGUGUAUCUCUCUCGCUUCAUCUGUGAGUAUAGUAAGUCAACUGGGAAAACAGUCUAAUAACAACAAUCAAUUUGUAAAUGCCUGCAUUACUGAAGUUGGUAUGAGUUAUGACGAUGACUUUGAUGUAAGAGAUAUUAUAAAUGAUAGUAUUGACACUCCUGAAUUGGAAGAAAAAACACGAAAGCAUGGUUGUUUCAUUGAGUGUGUCCUAAGAAAAUUGAAUUGGAUGGAAGGAUCUGAACUUAAAGAGGAAAAACUUUACGCAGAUAUAAACAAAGCAUUUACUAAUCAUCCCUUACAAACUCAAAUACAAGAAUUUAUAAGUGAUUGUGCUACAAAAGUAAAAAAUGCCAAUCAAGAAGGAUGUCAAAGAGGUGUUGUAGCAAUGAAGUGUGGUGUGAAAGGUGUAAACAGAUUGUUUCCCUUUGCAAUGAAUGCAGACGAAGAGAUUGAAGAAAAUGCAGAAAAUGAAAAUAAUUAAAUAUAAUCAAUUUACAUUAUGCAUUAAAUGUACACCAAUUAAUAUUCUAUAACAAUGUAAUGAUCUUUUAAUAAAACAUGACUCUUUUUACAUGUCUCUACAUAAAA
Wasmannia auropunctata (little fire ant) is the source of this 692-nucleotide messenger RNA. Its product is annotated as pheromone-binding protein Gp-9-like. The record is from RefSeq and is a predicted model, not a curated record. The transcript is spliced from 5 exons. The coding region runs from base 70 to 585 and encodes 171 amino acids. Gene Ontology annotation, molecular function: odorant binding. NCBI's taxonomy places the organism in Eukaryota, Metazoa, Arthropoda, Insecta, Hymenoptera, Formicidae.